UCCAGAAAACGCGCCUUAGCAUGGGAAUUAAAGGUCUGAUGAAGCUGCUGCAGGAGGAGGCUCCAUCCUGCAUCAAGGAGGUGGAGAAGAUGUCGGCUCUGGCUGGACACGCCGUGGCCAUCGAUGCCAGUAUGGCGCUGUACCAGUUUCUCAUCGCCAUUCGUUCGGCCGACGGGGGAGGACCUUCCCAGGCACUGACAAAUGCAGACGGAGAGGUGACGUCCCACUUGCAGGGUAUGUUUAGUCGCACCAUUCGCAUGAUGGAGAAUGGUUUGAAGCCCGUAUACGUGUUUGACGGCAAACCACCCGUCAUGAAGAGCGGUGAACUGGCAAAGCGCAGCGACCGUCGCCAGGAGGCACAGAAGGCGCUCGAGGAGGCCACGGAGAAGGGCAACGCCGAAGACAUAGACCGUUUUAACAAGCGUCUGGUGCGAGCUACGCCGCAGCACAACGAGGACUGCAAGGAACUACUGAGACUCAUGGGCGUACCGCACAUCACGGCCCCAUGCGAGGCUGAAGCUUCUUGUGCUGCACUUGCCAAGGGCGGGCGAGUUUAUGCCGCUGGCACGGAGGAUAUGGAUGCUCUGACGUUCGGCGUACCCGUGCUGUACCGUCGUCUGACAGUCUCACCUGCUAAGAAGAUCCCUAUCCUGGAGAUCCGUCUGGAGCGUGCACUGCAAGAGCUGGAGAUGACACAUGAGCAGUUCGUGGACUUGUGCAUCUUGUGCGGGUGCGACUACUGCGAUUCGAUUCGUGGCGUUGGUCCCAAGAAGGCGUACGCUGGUAUCAAAGAGCACAAGAGCAUUGAGAACUUCCUUGAGGUUCUGCAGAAGAACAAGAGCAAGGGUGUGGUCAUUCCCGACGAGUGGCUCGGAGAAAACCCCAUCUACAAGAACGCACGCGAGAUGUUCAUUAAGCCUGAAGUUGUGGAUGCUAAAGAGACGGAGAUUAAGUGGCGCGACCCACAGGAGACCGAACUAGUGGACUUCCUGGUCAAGAAGCACGGAUUCCAGGAGGACCGAGUGCUCUCGGCCAUCACGCGACUUAAAAAGUCUAAGAGCACGCAGUCACAGAAGCGACUCGACAGCUUUUUCACGGUGAUGCCGAGCGCUAAUGGUGCUAAGAAGCGUAAGGCACCUGCAGCCAAGGGUGGAAAGAAGGCUGCCACCGCGAAAAAGGGAAAGAAAUAA
This is a messenger RNA of Phytophthora infestans T30-4, 1190 nucleotides long. Its product is annotated as flap endonuclease 1. Gene Ontology annotation, molecular function: 5'-3' exonuclease activity; 5'-flap endonuclease activity; DNA binding. The record is from RefSeq and is a predicted model, not a curated record. The transcript has a single exon. Lineage: Eukaryota; Oomycota; Peronosporomycetes; Peronosporales; Peronosporaceae. Bases 21 to 1190 code for a protein of 389 amino acids.